GCUUCUGAAAUUUUAAUGGGUAAACCAAUCACCUGGGGAUCUCGUUAAAAUGCAGACACGGUUUCUCAAACUUUAAUGUGCAUGCGAAUCACCUGGGGAUCUUGUUAAAAUGCAGAUUCUGACUCUGUGGGUCUGGGGUGGAGCCCGAGAGUCUGCAUUUCUAACGAGCUCCCAGGUGGUGCGGGCUGCCCGGGUGCGGACAGCAGGCCCACAGGACCCCUGAGGUCUUGGCUCCAGGCCAAUCAGCCGUCAGGACUCUGGAUAAAUCGCCCUGCUCGGCUGAUGAGCUGAAUUGCCGGGACAUGCGCGUUCCGGCCGAAGGGGGGUAAUUUCCGAACUCCGGGAAUCGCUUGUGUGAAGUAGGCCACUCCUAGGGACGCGCGGGAGCCGGGUCCUCACGCCAUGUCGCGGCGCAAGCAGGCCAAGCCCCAGCACUUCGGCUCCGAGGACUCGCGGCCUGCGCGCCGGGAGCGCGCCGAGGUGGCCCUGCAGGUGGCGGGGGAGCCGGCUUCAGAACUAGAUAAUGAUGUUCCCACACCAACGUGCCUCCCCGCUGAAAGCAGUGACACUCAGAAAAGCCCUGUGACCACGCUUCCCUCAGAGUCAAGGGAACAAGCAGCCACUCUUGGAGAGAGGACGUUCAACUGCUGCUACCCAGGUUGCCACUUCAAAACUGUCCAUGGCAUGAAAGACUUGGACCGUCAUCUAAGAAUCCACACGGGAGACAAACCGCACAAGUGUGAGUUUUGUGACAAGUGCUUUAGCCGGAAGGACAACCUAACCAUGCACAUGCGGUGCCACACCAGCGUGAAGCCACACAAGUGUCACCUGUGCGACUAUGCCGCUGUGGACAGUAGCAGCCUCAAGAAGCAUCUGCGGAUACACUCUGACGAGCGGCCAUACAAGUGCCAGCUCUGCCCCUACGCCAGCCGCAACUCCAGCCAGCUCACUGUCCACCUGCGGUCCCACACAGGGGACACCCCCUUCCAGUGCUGGCUCUGUAGCGCCAAGUUCAAAAUCAGCUCGGACUUGAAAAGGCACAUGAUUGUGCACUCGGGGGAGAAGCCCUUCAAAUGCGAGUUCUGCGGCGUCCGCUGCACCAUGAAGGCCAACCUCAAGUCGCACAUCCGCAUCAAGCACACGUUCAAGUGUCUGCACUGUGCCUUCCAGGGCCGGGACCGGGCCGACCUCCUGGAGCACAGCCGGCUGCACCAGGCUGACCACCCCGAGAAGUGUCCCGAGUGCAGUUACUCUUGUUCCAGCGCAGCUGCCCUGCGCGUGCACAGCCGGGUCCACUGCCAGGACCGGCCCUUCAAGUGCGACUUCUGCAGCUUCGACACGAAACGGCCCAGCAGCCUGGCCAAGCACAUUGACAAGGUGCACAGGGACGAGACCAAGACGGAGAAUCGGGCGCCGCCGGGCCAGGAGGGGCCGCAAGAGAGCAGCUCCCAGCACGUGGCCAAGAUUGUGACCCAGAGGGCCUUCCGCUGUGACACCUGCGGUGCCUCCUUCGUCAGGGACGACUCUCUGAGAUGCCACAAGAAGCAGCACAGUGACCAGAGUGAGAAUAAGAACUCGGACUUGGUCACCUUCCCUCCAGAGAGCGGCAUCCCUGGGCAACCAGGCACGCUGGUCUCUGUGGGGCAGCUCGAGGCCUCCCUGGAACCCAGCCAGGACCUCUAGGUCAGCCCAAAGGG
Carlito syrichta (Philippine tarsier) is the source of this 1697-nucleotide messenger RNA. RefSeq names its product zinc finger protein 64 homolog, isoforms 3 and 4. The transcript is spliced from 5 exons. NCBI's taxonomy places the organism in Eukaryota, Metazoa, Chordata, Mammalia, Primates, Tarsiidae. Gene Ontology annotation, cellular component: nucleus. Bases 403 to 1683 code for a protein of 426 amino acids. The record is from RefSeq and is a predicted model, not a curated record. Gene Ontology annotation, biological process: regulation of gene expression.